AUGAGGUCUGCUCAGAUCGGGUGGAAGCGUCCCAUUCCCACACUGCCCAAGAAUCGACCGCGGCCCAUCACCCCAACAGAACCGAGCGAGGAACAGCGCGAAGCCGGGAAACCCAUCGCCGGAAAUGGCAUCUUCUUUGAGAAGCUCCCCGCUGAGCUCCGAUACAAGAUUCUGGUCGAGGCCUUCGGGGAACAGGUGGUCCACAUGGACCUCUUCUACGAUCAUCCUUUCUCCCUGCCCGGAGAAGUCAUCGAACUGCCGUUGUCCAGCAAUUAUCGACCGAACCAUGGUGGGCUACAUGGGAACCAAAAUGCCAAAGGCGGGCAGUCUCCUUUGCUUGUUAACCGCCACCGCCCGAAGCAGUGGGCAUGGCGCAGCUCCGUUUGUCAUCGGGACUCGCCAGACGCAUAUUCUCGACCCCCUGGGCGCCGGGUUCAACCAGCUCAAGACAGGUGCCGGUUCGGCGGUCGAGAUCGGAGGUACUGCGAAUCGUGGCCUGGCGAGUGGCCGAGCAAAUGCUUCAUCGGAAUCAUGGGGUGGCUGCUAUCUUGCCGACAGGCGUAUCUGGAGGGAAUUGAAGUACUCUAUUCGACAAACACCUUCAACAUGGCAAGCAAGGAAAUGGUCAUGAAUUUGCCCCGACUGCUUAUUCCCCAGAGGCUUGAAGCGAUCACCUCUGUCGAGAUUCUCUGGGACUGGGAACCCUUUCUCCGACAGGACGAGACUGCAGCCUUCAUGCCACUGUCGGACAAGAAAUCCUUCCACGCCUUUCUCGACUUCAUCCCCAUCGCAUUUCCCAAAAUCCGGUCGCUCUAUGUCUCGCUUCAAGGAAAGUUACAUGGGUAUCGCACCAGCCGGUAUCCGCCCCCGGCCGAAGAGCGGUUCGGCAUCCUCGAGAAUACCAUCAUGAUCCCGGUCGACAACAUGGUCAGGAUGCUCGGGGCCCACGUUCAAGAACUUUCUGUUGCGAUCCCCAGUACUCUCUAUUUUCAUUACAGAGAGCGUGCACAGAACCUGGGUUGGAAAGUAGAACAGACAUACGUGGCCGGCCAACUGGAGAGACACUGGAGACCGUUGACGGGCUGCGAGUUUCGGGCGGGCUACUGGGUGCCAUUAGGUCAAAGGGAUCUUCAUCUGGCCUCCCCUCCCUUGCUUGUGCAGAGUCAGUUCAACCGCGAUACUUCAGAAGACUCCCCAGACGAUGUGUUGUUCGGAUUCGACUGA
Molecule: messenger RNA, 1224 nt
Organism: Ilyonectria robusta
Lineage: Eukaryota; Fungi; Ascomycota; Sordariomycetes; Hypocreales; Nectriaceae
Exons: 2
Coding region: 1-1224 (407 amino acids)
Source: RefSeq, a predicted model, not a curated record